AUUUGACAGUUCUGUACAUCGUGUGCGAUUUUAAGUCUAAAAGUUCAAUUAUAAAACAUAUAUAGGUCUAUAAUUACUUUUUAAAAACUAUAAAUAAAACUUUAACAUGAAAGUUCUAUGUAACAGAGCUAAGCCACCGUUAGGUGGUGUGCUUGCCGCAGAAUUUUAUAAAGCAGCCGGCAAACAAAUAGAUAUCGAGUGGGGCAAUGUAUCUUUUGUUAAGUUUGAAAUAGACUCGAGUUCAACUAAAACUAUUCAAUAUACAACUAGUAAUGAUUUAAUAAGAAUACUUGAAAGUAUUUUCAAUAAAUCAGCGGAUCCUUUGGAGAAAGUAACAUUGAACCAAUGGUUAUCCUUUGGCCUUGUGGUGGAAGACGAAAUUCCUAAAUCUCUUUUCUAUCUUAACAAGAUACUUGGUCCUCAGACUUACUUAGUUGGUGAAUCAUUAACACUGGCUGACUUGUCUAUAUUUAGUGUUCUGUAUGAAUCUAAGUCAUAUAAUAUUAUACCAGCACAUGUUCCAUUACCCAACAUAAAGCGUUGGAUGAGUCUUAUUCAAGCCCAAGCGCCUGUUGUUAAAGUUCUUAAAGAAAUGCCAGCAGAUGUUCAAGAAAACAUAGCUAUGGCAGCCUCCGGAAAGUCUCCACCAGUUAACAAAGAAACAGGAAGCAAGCAAGAGGGCAAAUUCGUGGAACUACCUCAUGCGGAAAUGGGCAAAGUUAUUGUACGCUUCCCACCCGAGGCAUCAGGGUAUCUUCACAUUGGUCACGCGAAAGCUGCUUUGCUGAAUCAAUAUUACCAGCAAGCAUUUGAAGGGAAAUUAAUUAUGAGGUUUGAUGACACAAAUCCGGCUAAGGAGAAUGCUGACUUUGAAAAGGUCAUCCUCGAAGAUGUUGCGAUGCUAGAAAUAAAGCCAGACAUUUUCACGCAUACGUCAGAGUAUUUCGAUAUGAUGUUACAAUACUGUGAAAACCUUAUCAAGGAAGGUAAAGCCUUUGUCGACGACACACCUCCUGAGCAAAUGAAAAACGAAAGAGAACAGAAAGUUGAGAGCAGAAACAGAAACAAUUCGGUUGAGGAGAAUCUGCGUCGAUGGCAGGAGAUGGUGAAGGGAACAGCAGUGGGAGUACAGAACUGCGUUCGAGCUAAGAUCGAUAUGCAAUCAACUAAUGGCUGUAUGCGUGACCCUACUAUCUACCGUUGCAAACCCGGACCGCAUCCACGAACCGGUACCAAGUACAAAGUAUACCCAACCUACGACUUCGCGUGUCCGAUUGUUGACGCAGUGGAGGGCGUAACGCAUGUGCUCAGGACGAUGGAGUAUCACGAUCGAGACCCUCAGUUCUAUUGGUUUAUAGAUGCCUUGAAGUUGAGGAAGCCAUACAUUUGGGAGUACAGUCGAUUGAGUAUGACAAACACUGUAUUGUCGAAGAGAAAACUUACUUGGUUCGUGGAACAAGGGCAUGUAGAUGGCUGGGACGACCCGCGCAUGCCGACGGUGCGCGGCGUGCUGCGGCGCGGGCUGGCCGUGGAGGCGCUGCGCCAGUUCAUCCGCGCGCAGGGCUCCAGCCGCUCCGUCGUCUUCAUGGAGUGGGACAAGAUCUGGGCCAUCAACAAGAAGGUUAUAGACCCGAUAGCUCCUCGCUACACUGCUCUAGAAAUGAAUCCAGUGCAUGUAAAUCUUAGUGGAGUUACCGCAGACAGUACUUUGACCGUAGCGUUACAUCCCAAAAACGCGGACGUUGGUAAUAAAACUGUUUGGGUGUCAAAAAGACUCCUCAUAGACCAAGUCGACGCGAAGACAUUGAAGGAAGGAGAAAAUGCUACGUUUAUUAACUUUGGAAAUAUUAUGAUUGACAAAAUUCACAAGGCACCAGACGGCACUGUAACAAGUAUAGACGCCACACCAAACCUCGAGAAUAAGGAUUAUAAGAAAACACUCAAAGUGACCUGGCUCGCUGAUACACCACAGUCUAAUAUGGUUGAGACAUACUGCGUGUAUUUCGACCAUAUCAUAUCCAAACCAUUGCUGGGCAAGGACGAAGAUUUCAAGCAGUACAUUGGACAUCAGACCAGGUGGGAGAUCCAAAUGCUGGGCGAGCCGGCAAUGGCCCAGCUGAAGGUGGGCGACGUGAUCCAGCUACAGCGCCGCGGGUUCUUCCGCGUGGACGUGGCCCCCGCGCCCCCCUCCCCGCACACCGCGCGCGCCGCGCCGCUCGUGCUGUUCCACGUGCCCGACGGACACACCAAGGAAAUGCCAGGGCAGCCAAAAUCCGUUCAAACAACACAAGUCAAACAAGUCACACCUACUGUGAACAAAAAUAACGAAGUUGCCAAAUUGAUCAGCGAUAUCGCCAAGCAGGGCGAUGUUGUCCGAUCGCUUAAAGCUGCGAAAACUGAAAAGGUGCUGAUCGAGUCAGCUGUGAAGUUAUUACUGGAUCUUAAAGCCAAGUACAAAGCGGCUACAGGUCAGGAUUGGACACCAGGCGCAGCGUCUGCAACUACACCGCCAGCUGCACCUUCAGGUGAUGAGUCUUCGUUAAACGAAGAAAUAACCAAGCAAGGGGAUCUGGUCCGUUCACUGAAAUCUGACAAGGCUGAAAAGGCCAAGAUCGGCGAAGCUGUUAAACUAUUACUGGAUCUGAAAGCCAAGUUUAAAGCUGUUACUGGCCAAGAAUGGAAACCGGGUACAAACACAGCACCUCCUGCGGGUACGAGCGCAGCACCCGCUGCGGCUGCGGCGCCCUCUCAAAACGCUGAUUCGAUCAACCAGGAGAUUAUCCAACAGGGUGACUUAGUGCGCUCACUGAAAUCAAGCAAAGCUGAAAAAGCCAAGAUUGAUGAGGCUGUGAAAAUAUUGUUAAAUUUGAAAGCUAGCUACAAGGCGGCCACGGGACAGGACUGGAAGCCCGGAGCAACACCUCCUUCGAAGUCACCUACAUCAGACGCUAGAGCAAAAGAAUCAAAUAAGGCGAAUACAGCUCAGGAUAAAAAUCCGAAGGAUCAGGCUUCGGUUUCACAAAACAGCGACGAUUGCAAAAUUGCACUUGUCUUGGCCCAGAUCGCAGCUCAGGGGGAUAAAGUGAGGAAAAUUAAAGCUGAGAAGGCUGACAAAGGAGUCAUUGAUGUUGAGGUGAAAAAUCUUUUGAAUCUGAAAGCUCAAUAUAAAGCCAUCACCGGCACCGAUUGGACACCCAAGACCGUCGCUCCAGCGCAGGAUUCCAAAAACAAAUCGGUCGAGGCGACAAUAGAAGCCGAAUCAAAGGCGAAAUGCCAAGCGGAGACCGGCGCCGCCUCAGGCGCGACCGCGCCGCCCAAGGACAACAAGCAGAAGGAGAAAAAGGAGAAGCCGAAAGAAGUUAAGAAGGAGACCAAACCUAAGGCGCAGGUAUCGAAGCCAGCUAAGGAUGAGUCGUCGACCGGCCCCAAGAAGGUCACCCGUCUGGGGUUAGAGGCAUGCAAGGAGACAGACCUACCGGAGUGGUACUCACAAGUUAUCACUAAAUCGGAAAUGAUCGACUACUACGACAUAUCCGGCUGCUACAUCCUGAGGCCGUGGUCGUACAGCAUCUGGGACGUCAUUAAAAAUUUCCUCAGCGCUCACUUCAAGAAGUUGGGCGUUAAAGACGGGUAUUUCCCGAUAUUCGUUUCAAAGGCGGCGCUGGAGCGCGAGAAGGCGCACAUCGCGGACUUCGCGCCGGAGGUGGCGUGGGUGACGCACUCGGGCUCGUCCGAGCUGGCCGAGCACAUCGCGGUGCGGCCCACCUCCGAGACCGUCAUGUACCCCGCCUACGCGCGCUGGAUCCAGAGCCACCGCGACCUGCCCUACAAGCUCAACCAGUGGAACAACGUCGUGAGAUGGGAGUUCAAGCAGCCGCAGCCGUUCCUGCGCACGCGCGAGUUCCUGUGGCAGGAGGGACACACUGCCUUCAGAGAUCAGGCCGAAGCCGCAGAGGAAGUCUUGCAGAUACUCGAUCUGUACGCGCGGGUGUACGAGGAGCUGCUAGCGAUCCCCGUCAUCAAGGGACGCAAGACCGAGAAGGAGAAGUUCGCUGGUGGCGAUUACACAACAACUGUGGAGGCGUACAUACCCGCCAGCGGCAGGGGAAUACAGGGCGCAACUAGUCACCACCUCGGACAGAACUUCUCAAAAAUGUUCGAGAUCGUCUAUGACGACCCCGAAACGCAAGAAAAGAAAUACGUGUUCCAGAACUCCUGGGGACUCACGACCAGAACCAUUGGCGUGAUGGUCCUCGUGCACGGAGACGACCGCGGGCUGGUGCUGCCGCCGCGCGUGGCCGACAUCCAGGUGGUGGUGGUGCCGUGCGGGGUCACCGCCGCCAGCUCGCCCGCCGAGCGCCGCGCGCUCACCGACGCGUGCCAGCUGCUGGUGGACGAGCUGCUGGCCGCCGGCCUGCGCGCCGAGGGCGACUACCGCGACAACUACUCGCCCGGCUGGAAGUUCAACCACUGGGAGCUCAAGGGCGUGCCCAUCCGAGUGGAGUUGGGCCCCAAGGACCUGGCGAAGGGCACGGUGGUGGCCGUGCGGCGCGUGUCGGCGGAGAAGCUGUCCAUCCCGCGAGCGGACGCGCCCGAGCGGCUGCGAGCUCUGCUCGAGCAGACGCACGACGAGAUGCUGGCCAAAGCAACAAAGGAACGCGACGAACGGUUAUCGUUUGUAACUAAAUGGGAAGACUUCACCAACGCCUUGGAGAGGAAGCAUAUGCUUCUAUCGCCAUUCUGCGGUGAAAUACCAUGCGAAGAUAACAUCAAGAAUGAUAGUGCCAGAAAUGACGAUGACCAAACAACAGAAGUUAAAGGUCCUGCUAUGGGAGCGAAGUCUCUUUGCAUUCCCUUUGAGCCACCUCGUCAACUCACACCUGAAGACAAAUGCAUUCACCCAGCAUGCCAAAAUAAACCCAAGUUCAUAACACUCUUUGGUCGAAGUUAUUAAAAUUAUUAAUUUCUA
This is a messenger RNA of Vanessa atalanta (red admiral), 4969 nucleotides long. It is a transcript of the gene GluProRS, whose product is annotated as bifunctional glutamate/proline--tRNA ligase. The transcript has 30 exons. Gene Ontology annotation, cellular component: aminoacyl-tRNA synthetase multienzyme complex; cytoplasm. The record is from RefSeq and is a predicted model, not a curated record. NCBI's taxonomy places the organism in Eukaryota, Metazoa, Arthropoda, Insecta, Lepidoptera, Nymphalidae. The coding region runs from base 107 to 4954 and encodes 1615 amino acids. Gene Ontology annotation, biological process: prolyl-tRNA aminoacylation; glutamyl-tRNA aminoacylation; translation. Gene Ontology annotation, molecular function: ATP binding; proline-tRNA ligase activity; glutamate-tRNA ligase activity.